Messenger RNA from Humulus lupulus (European hop), 1263 nucleotides. RefSeq lists its product as uncharacterized. Gene Ontology annotation, molecular function: zinc ion binding. Lineage: Eukaryota; Viridiplantae; Streptophyta; Magnoliopsida; Rosales; Cannabaceae. The coding region runs from base 1 to 1263 and encodes 420 amino acids. The record is from RefSeq and is a predicted model, not a curated record. The transcript is spliced from 3 exons.
AUGAAACUCCAUCAUUAUGCAUUAAAGAAAAACUUUGAGUUUAAAGUAAAGAAGUCUGCGAAAAAUAUAUGGUGUACAAUAUGUGUUGAUGAUAAAUGCAAAUGGAGGUUGAGAGCUACAAAAUUGGUUAAUUCCACUAUGUUUGAGGUUCGUAAAUUUUUCGGUGAACACACAUGUUCAUUGGAUGUUCGAAAUAAAGAUCACCGUCAGGCAUCCCCAUGGCUUAUUGGACAUGUCAUAAGGAGAAAAUUUGAGGGUGAUAAUGUUAAUUACAAGCCAAGGUCAAUUGUAAAAGAUAUGAGUUUAUCAUAUGGAGUUCAUAUGAGCUAUGCUAAAGCUUGGAGGUGUCGAGAGCAUGCAUUGGCUUACAUAAGAGGUAUACCAGAAUCAUCAUUUCAGAAACUUCCCUCAUUUCUAUACAUGAUGGAGCAAAAAAAUCCUGGAACUAUUACUCAUUUGCAGAUGGACAAUGAAGAUGGAACCUUCUUGAGUACUCAGUGUGGAGGUACUUUGUUAUGUGCCAUGGGACAAGAUGCUAACAAGCAAAUAUAUCCAAUUGCAUUUUCAGUAGUUGACUCAGAGAAUAAUGACUCAUGGUUGUAUUUUCUACUGAGGUUGAAGGAAGCGAUUGGUGAAGUGGAGAAUCUAGUAUUCGUGUCUGAUAGACAUACUAGUAUAGCAAGUGCCUUGACUAAAAUUUUCCUGAGGCACACCAUGGUGCUUUGUCGAACUGCAGCAUCAGCGGCUACAGGUCCUCUUGCCACAGAAGUGGAAGGUGAUUUGCGAAAGUUAGCAGACAAGUCCACUACCUCAUUUUCUUUUCAGUCUAGUCAGUAUGAAAUAACAGUAUUGGAUGGUGAUCUUGAUGGAGAUGUCGACCUGAGGAGGAAAACAUGUAGUUGUAGAAGAUUUGAUUUGACAGGUCUUCCUUGUGAACAUGCUCUAGCUGGUGCUCGAAAUCGUGGCAUUAGUCCAUAUAGUUUAUGCUCCAGAUUCUACACAGUUGAAGCAUGGUUGUCAUCCUAUGGUGGAUCUGUAUAUACGCUGGGUAAUGAAGAAUCUUGGGUGAUACAAAAUGGCAUAGGAAGUAUGAUGGUAGCUCCUCCUUUAGUGAAGCAGAAGGCUGGUCGUCCAAAGAAGAAACGGCGUUUAUCAAAGGGUGAGAAGAAUAGCAAACAACGUAGAUGUAGUAGUUAUGGUGUCCUGGGCCACAAUCGAGUGACGUGCACCACUGUUUGUCCCCCGCCGUCUAGACAUGCUUAG